AUGUCCAACUCCCAGAGCGGCUUCCUGCCCAGGCCAUCUUUGAGCCACCGCUCCAUCUCGGAACAGCCACCGCUGUACAACUCGGCAUCCGCAGCCCACUCGGGCCCGCGACUGCGCGCUUCCAAAGCUGUUAGUGGUGCCCUCACGGCUACCGGUGCUAAGCUGCCAUACUCGCCGCUGCUUCCCCUCCCAUCCGCAACCACCUCCAAGCUGGAACUCUCCCACCCCCAGCAGGUGGAUGUCGAGCAGACCGAGAAUGUAGAGCCUUUCUCUAUCGCGGCUCAGCAUGCCAACCUUGCCAGCCCGAGCGCUCUCGCCACACGACGUCUGGCACGACAAGGCGUGUCCGAAGGCUCUCUUUUCCACUCGCAACAGAUGAAGCCAAACCGCAGUGCCAUGCCUCCCAGUGCCGCUUCGGCCCUCGGCCCCAAGGCUACUGCCCUUCGAGUUGAUAUUGCUGCUGCCUCGGAUCUCUCUGGACAACCGGCCGCUUCCAGAUCUGCAGGCAUGAUUCGUAGCUAUUCGCUCCCCGUUGCUACCCAAGCUGAACAUGACGAGCAGCAGCGCAUCAUGGCUCUUGGCCUCUCGCCCGUCAGCCGCUACGCAGCCAACCCUUCUUGGUGGCAGUACGGUUGGCCCUCGCCCGGCGGCAUCAACCACCGCCACGUUCGCCACGCUCCCGUAGCGCCCCUGCCCGAGUUCGUCGGUCAACGUCGACGAUCGUCCCAGUCGAAGCUCUCGAGCUCUCUCACUCCGAUCAUUGAUUGUGCCGCUGACGACGCCGCGGCAGUCUCGACGUCCGUACUAUCUUCGCAGGCUACCUCGCGGCCCAGCAGUCGAUCCAGCAAGACGCGCUCAAGCUGUUCGCCCAAGUCGAAGAGCAAGCAUCUCCCCAGCAUUCACCAGCAUACCUUCCAGAAUGCAUCGUCGUCGUCGUCACGACGCUCCUCUGUAUCCACAUCUCCCAAACCAGGUCGCUCGCCGCUCUCCCUCAUGUCGAAUAACCUGCCUGCCCUCGAUCAGCAGCAAGGACAGGCCGAGUAUCUUGUUGACGAGCACGAUGAUGACGACGACGAUGAUGACGACGAAUCGGUCGACGGUGCCGCCACCACCCCUUGCGAAGCCGCGUUCGAUAUUGAGAUGGACGCGCUCAACCAGCGAUUCGCCGAGUGGUCGCGGUCCCAAGCCAUGUCAACUCCUUGCGCUCGCGCUCCUUCUCAUAAGCUCGGCUCCGGCAGCAGGGACGAGUCGAGUGCGCAUCAGCCGCAGCCGCAGCCGCAGCAGCAGCAAGAGGAUUACUUCAACCUGGUCCACGAUGAUCAACAACCCGACAUCGCAUUUUUGGGAGUCGGCGGCGGCAGCGAUACCUCAGACGAAGCACGAACCCCUCGCGCCUCGUCUCCCCGCCCCCUGUCCAAAGCCGCUCUCUAUCAUCACGAGCAUCUGCUCGACGUCAACACCGACAGCGAUCCAGCCUUUGCCCAAAACGACAGGUGGUCCGGCUCAUUUGACUUUAUUCACCCGGACCACCUCGUCUAG
Molecule: messenger RNA, 1539 nt
Organism: Sporisorium graminicola
Lineage: Eukaryota; Fungi; Basidiomycota; Ustilaginomycetes; Ustilaginales; Ustilaginaceae
Exons: 1
Coding region: 1-1539 (512 amino acids)
Source: RefSeq, a predicted model, not a curated record